GGUUCCUCCCUCUCCAGCAGCCAGACUGCCAGCCUGGUGUGGGAGCACCACCAUCCUUUGUACGGCAACAGGUAAACCCACACACGGGAGCUUCAGCGGCCGAGAGCGGGCGGAGUGUCGCGGCCGCCGGACCGAGCCGCUCUUGACCUUGUGUUCUGCGCCUGCUGCUGGGAGAUGUCUGAGAGCGAGCCAGUCUGAGUAGAGGACCUCCCCUCUGCCCGCACUCCCCACCUGCAGCCAUGAAUGGUGGAGCCAGUGUGUGGGCCAUCACUCCAGAGGAGAGAGGGAAACAUGAUAAACAGUUUGACUCCCUCACUCCCAUCCUCGGCUAUGUCUCAGGAGAGCAGGCCAGGAAAUUCUUCCUGCAGUCUGGUCUGCCUGCCCCCGUCCUGGCAGAGAUCUGGAACCUCGCUGACCUGGACAGUGAUGGCAAGAUGGAUAGACUAGAGUUCUCCAUUGCCAUGAAGCUAAUCAAACUCAAGCUUCAGGGGCGGGGCUUGCCCCCCUCUCUGCCAAUCAUAAUGAAGCAGCCUCCCAUCUGCAACCCCUCCUCAACCAUCACAUCGUCAUCACGCUUCGGAAUGGGUUCGAUGCCCAACCUGUCUGUCGGCAUGCAGCCCAUGUCAGCGAUGUCUGCCAUGCCCCUCCUGACGCCCAUCCCAGUCAACCCCCCCAUGCCCUCCAUGCAGCCGCUGGUGCCGACGCCGAUGACGCUGCCGCUCAUCACCACCCUGGGAAACUCAGCAGGACUGCCCAACGGCAAUGCCAACCUCCUCACCCCGUCCCCUGUUCCCAACACCACAGGCAUGUCCAAGGCCAGCUCUCUGUUAGACCUGGGAUCAAGCAGCUCCAACUCUUCGUCCACCACGUCAUUAGCCAGUAACUCUCCUAAGACCGGCUCGUGCGAUUGGGCCGUUCCACAGGCCUCGAGACUCAAGUACCGUCAGCAGUUCAAUACACUAGACAAGCUCAUGAGUGGCUACUUGUCAGGACCUCAGGUUAGAAACGCACUGAUGGCCUCCAACCUGACGCAGACUCAGCUCGCUACGAUCUGGACCCUAGCUGAUGUGGAUAAGGAUGGCCAGCUGAGAGCUGAUGAGUUCAUUCUGGCCAUGCACCUGGUGGACAUGGCCAAAACCGGCCGCCCUCUGCCCCUCUCACUGCCUCAAGACCUGGUGCCUCCCUCUUUCAGAGGAGGAGUGAAGUCCUGUGAGCUUGUUAACGGCACGGGGCCCUACAUAACUCCUGGUUUGAUAGAGACAACAGAGAUCGAACCUGUGCAAAAGACCAAGAGCAGCGUGUCCUUUGAGGACAAGCUGAAGGAGAACUUUGCGCGGGGCAGCGCCGAGCUGGAGAAACGGCGGCUGGCUCUGGAGGAGCAGCAGAGGAAGGAGCGGGAGAGGAGGGAGCGAGAGGAGAGGGAGGCUCAGGAGAAGAGGGAGAGGGAGGCCAGGGAGCAGGAGAACCGCAGGAGGCUGGAGGAGGAGCGGCGGCUGGAGAGGCAGAAGGAGAUGGAGAGGCAGCGGGAGGAGGAGAGACUGAGGGAGCUGGAGAGGAAGGAGGCGGCCAAGCAGGAGCUGGAGCGCAAGCGGAGGGAGGAGUGGGAGCGAGGGAAGAAAGAGGAGCUGGGCCGGAGGAGGGAAGGGGAGCAGGAAGAGAUCUCUCGGCUCAGGGCCAAAAAGAAGAGUCUGGAGCUGGAGCUGGAGGCUGUGGGCAACAAGCACAAGCAGAUCUCAGACCGUCUGCGCGAUGCCCAGAGCAAGAGACGGAUUCAGAAAGCAGAACUGGACCUUGUCAAUCAGAAGAGGGACGCUCGCAUCUCUGAGAUCAACACCCUGCAGCUCCAGUUUGAGGACUGGCAGAGGAAGCUCUCCCAGCUGGUCCCAGAGCAGCAGAGGCUGACGGAGAGGCUGCGCAGCAUUGGCCUCAACAGCCUCCCCUCCGCGACUUUGGCCUCUCUGAGCGGGACCGUGGCGGAGAAAGGCAUGACCUGCCGGAGGCUGAAGGACCAGCUGGACGCUCUGGAGAGGGAGACGACUGACAAGCUGGCCCAGAUGGAGCAGUACAACAAGGAGCUGAAGGAGCUGAGGGAGAAGCAGGGGAGGCAGCAGAGCGUCCUGGACGACCUGUACAGAAUCAAAGAGGAGAAGCUGCGAGAGCUGCAGAGACGGAGGGAGGAGGAGAGGGAGAGGAGGAGGAGGGAGGAAGAGGAGGCAGCCAGACAGGCAAAGCUGGAGGAGGAGAGGAGAGAGCAGGAGCGGAGGGAGCAGGAGAAGAGAGAGCGGGAGGAGGAGGAGGCGCGGCAGAGGAGGCUCCUGGAGGAGCAGAGGGCCAAACAGAGGGAGGAGGAGGAGAGGGAGGCCCAGGCCCGCCUCCGGGCAGCCCAAGAGAAAGCCCAAGAGGAGGAGGAGAGGAGACGGAGAGAGGAGGAGGAGAAGCGGAAGAGGGAGCAGGAGGAGGAGGAGGAGAGGAGGCGGACGGAGGAGGAGGAGAGACGGAGAGAACAGCAAGAGCGAGGAGGGCAGCAUCCGUCGCUGGCGGCUCCGCGAUCCUCCAACCUGACCACCUACAGGGCCCUGUACCCCUUCGUCGCCCGCAACGCCGACGAGUUGAGUCUAGACGCCGACUGUCUCAUAGAGGUGGACGAGAGCACGGUGGGCGAGCCUGGCUGGUUGUGUGGGAGUUACCAUGGAAACCGGGGCUGGUUCCCCCAGAGCUACGCAGAGAAAUGUCCGGCCCCGUCCGCCGCUGAAACUGCCCCAGGAGGACACGCGCUCGCCCCCUCCUGCCCACCGCAGCCUACCACAGGCAUCCCAGAUGGAGAGGUGACAGGCGACGGUGCCGUUCCUGCCCUGUCAGACCCUUUGCAGUCCUCCGCCCCUCUGCGGGCUCGCGCCGUCUCCUCAUGGUCGGCCACCGCGGACACCCAGCUCAACCUCGCCUCUGGCGCCGGUGACAUCAUCACCACGCUGCUAAGCUUCUCCCAGGGUGACAUCAUCAGCGUGCUGCAGCAACGAGAGGACUGGUGGUUGGGGCAGCUGAACGGGACGCAGGGGUGGUUCCCUAAAACUUAUGUCGCUUUGGAGGCGGGCGGCAAUACAGAUGCAGACGCGUUGGACAGCUCAGACUCGGCUCCGCUGGAGGAGUACGUGGCCUUGUACACCUACGAGAGCCCCGAGGCGGGCGACCUGACGUUUGUUGAGGGCGACGUUGUCAUGGUGACGGAGCGAGAGGGGGAGUGGUGGCGAGGGUGCAUAGGCGACCGGACGGGGGUGUUUCCCUCCAACUACGUCCGACCUGUUGAACCAGAGGUUACAAGGCCUGGAGGUCCAAACAGGAAGCCUGAGAUCGCCCAGGCGGUCACCGCCGCCACCAACCCAGGCGUGCACCAGCUGAGUCUGUCUCCAGGGCAACUGAUCGUGGUCCUGGCCAAGAACUCCACCGGCUGGUGGCUCGGGGAACUGCAGGCUCGAGGUAAGAAGCGUCAGAGAGGCUGGUUUCAUUCGUCCAACGUCAAACUCCUGGGUCCCUCCAGCGGCAAGUCCACUCCGGCUCCUCUGCCAGUGUGCCAAGUCAUCGCCAUGUACGACUACACGGCUGCCAAUCAGGAUGAGCUGAGCUUCUCCAAGGGUCAGCUGAUCAACAUCCUGGACAAAGCCAACCCGGACUGGUGGAAAGGAGAGGCCAACGGGGUCACAGGCCUGCUGCCCACCAACUACGUCAAGAUGACCACAGAGUCCGACCCCAGCCAGCAAUGUACAGUAGAUUCCUCAUCCAUGCCAGAGCAUGGUGAGAAGGACGGGUGUGCUGACCUCAUGACCCUGGACAGCAUGACCCCGCAGGAGAGGAAGAGGCAGGGUUAUAUUCAUGAGCUCAUCCAGACCGAGGAGACCUACCUGGAGGACCUGGAGCUGGUGCUGGAGGUUUUCUACAAACCCAUGUCGGAGUCGGGCCGUCUAACAGAGGCUGAGAUGGGCAUGAUCUUUGUUAACUGGAGGGAGCUGAUCAUGUGUAACACCAAACUCCUCAAGGCGCUGCGUGUGCGUAAAAAGACAGGUGGGGAGAACAUGCCGGUCCAGGUGAUCGGGGACCUGCUGGCCUCCGAGCUGGCCCACAUGCAGCCCUACAUCCGCUUCUGCUCCUGCCAGCUCAACGCCGCCGCCCUGCUGCAGAGCAAGACCCACAGCCAGCCAGACUUCAAAGACUUCCUCAAGAAGAUAGCCACUAACUACCGCUGUAAAGGAAUGCCACUGUCCAGCUUCCUGCUCAAGCCCAUGCAGAGAAUCACACGCUACCCCCUCCUUAUAAAGAAUAUCCUGGAGCACACCCCAGAGGGCCACGCGGACCGCGGCCCGCUGAGAGAAGCCCUGGAGCGGGCAGAGGAGCUGUGCUCGCAGGUCAACGAGGGGGUCAGGGAGAAGGAGAACUCAGACCGGCUGGAGUGGAUUCAGACCCACGUCCAGUGUGAGGGACUGAUAGAGCACUUGGUCUUCAACUCGCUCACUAACUGCCUCGGGCCUCGCAAAUUGCUCCACAGCGGCCGACUGCACAAAACCAAAAGCAGCAGGGAGCUGUGGGCUUUCCUCUUCAACGAUUUCCUCCUCCUCACACACAGCGCCAAGCCCUUCUCGUCCUCGGGAGCAGACAAGCUCUUCAGCCCUAAGACCAGCAUCCAGCUCAAGAUGUAUAAAACACCACUUUUUCUGAACGAGGUUCUGGUGAAAAUGCCGUCCGAUCCAUCCAGUGAUGAGCCACUGUUCCACGUCUCGCACAUCGACCGCGUCUACACACUCAAGACUGAGACUUUGAAUGAGAGGACAACGUGGGUCCAGAGAAUCAAAGCAGCAUCUGAACAUUUCAUAGAGACUGAGAAGAAAAAGAGAGAGAAGGCUUACCAAGCACGUUCUCUGAAGACCAGCGGUAUUGGUCGACUGCUGGUGACCGUCACCGAAGCCCAGGAACUGAAGGCCUGCAAGCCCAACGGUAAGAGUAACCCGUACUGUGAGCUGACCAUGGGGGCUCAGUGCUACACGUCCCGACCGAUCAGCGACACCCUCAACCCCAAGUGGAACUUCAACUGCCAGUUCUUCAUCAAGGAUCUCUAUCAGGACGUGCUGUGUAUCACCGUGUUCGAGAAAGACCAGUUCUCACCAGAUGAUUUCCUGGGUCGCACUGAAGUCCCGGUGGCAACCAUAAAGAAGGAGAUGGAGAGCAAAGGUGCUGCGAACCGUCGUCUACUACUGCAUGAAGUCCCUACUGGAGAAGUGUGGGUCAAACUAGACCUCCAGCUUUAUGAGCAGACCAAAUGAGGCGGAGGAACGCCUACGCCAAAGGCUCUCACAGGCACACAAACACACAUCUACACGCCUGGAAGUGCCUAUUUAUCCCACAGCAUGUGAUGCCAUGAUAAAGGUGUGGAUUCUGUUCUUACUGACUGCCAUGUCCUGCCCUGAGCCUGGCCGACCAGUUUAAGUGGCCUCUACUUUGAAGACCUUGCCAAAAAUGCAGAAUAAAAAGCUCAGUCUUAAAGUCUUAAAAGGUAGUAAUUUAUUGGCGAACAUGACAAUGUUGAGACAUGUGUGAGUUGAAAUGUCAAUAUAAUUGCCAAUACUUUCAUGUUCACCAUGAUAGAAACACAAGACAGUUUUCACAGCAACCAUUUGGACAUGAACUAGCAGACAAAUAGAGGUGUUGCUAAUGAUAUUAAUUGAGAAUCUGUUCCAUAUGUGGUCUGAUAAAGUCAGGGAACAGAAUCUCAGUUAAAAUCAUCAGUAACACCUCUGUUUACCUGCUAUUUCUUGUCAAAAUGGCUGCUGUGAAAAAGGUUUAUCAGACACAUGUGCCUUAACUGUUAACCAGAUAAAUCCCUUAAAUAUUUUGCUGUCACCUUUACAGAUAUGUCUACAUUACUGUUUCCCUCUUAAUGGUGGAAUGUGUCAAACAUUAUCUUCAUUUUAAUAUGAAUACAAGCCUCAAAUGCCUUGUUAAAUAUACAUAAACCAAAAUGAACUGUUGAGCUCUACUAUACAUAUCCUGGUGUGAACUAUCACACUACACAUCUGGACUGUUGCACACUAAUGUACAAUGUGAUGUACCAAGUUAACCUUAUGAUCCAGCCAUGAGGUGAGGUGUGCCUUUCAAAUCCUGGAAGUAGCAUGAAUAAAAUUCACAUAAAUCUAUUUUUUUUUGCACUAUG
Myripristis murdjan (pinecone soldierfish) is the source of this 6196-nucleotide messenger RNA. It is a transcript of the gene itsn2a, whose product is annotated as intersectin 2a. The coding region runs from base 240 to 5309 and encodes 1689 amino acids. The transcript has 39 exons. Gene Ontology annotation, biological process: intracellular signal transduction; positive regulation of Rho protein signal transduction. The record is from RefSeq and is a predicted model, not a curated record. NCBI's taxonomy places the organism in Eukaryota, Metazoa, Chordata, Actinopteri, Holocentriformes, Holocentridae. Gene Ontology annotation, molecular function: protein binding; calcium ion binding; guanyl-nucleotide exchange factor activity.